Corylus avellana is the source of this 3444-nucleotide messenger RNA. The record is from RefSeq and is a predicted model, not a curated record. NCBI's taxonomy places the organism in Eukaryota, Viridiplantae, Streptophyta, Magnoliopsida, Fagales, Betulaceae.
UUCUUCUUCUCAACACAUUUCUGCAAUUCUACCCUUCAACUAACUACUUCACUCAUCAUUUCUUCACUCUACCCUUCAACCCCUUCCAUCAACAGCGCUGUGUAGUUUCACUUCUGAGCAUUCAUUCCUUCACUCACCAUCAGGAAAUGGCGGAACCACUUCUCUCUUUUGUUGCCGAGCAAAUCAUUAAGACUUUCGGCUCACUUGCUGUCAAACAGAUCGGGCUGCUAGGGGGUGUCAAAGAUGAGCUUCAAAGCCUCACCGACACCGUUUCAACAAUCAAAGAUGUGCUUCUCGAUGCGGAGGACAAACAAGCUGCAGGAGACCGUGCUGUUAAACGUUGGCUCGGAAGGCUAGAAGAUGUGAUUUAUGAUGCAGAUGACUUGCUGGAUGCCGUUUCAACUGAAGCUCUAAGAAGAGAAAUAAUGACCCGUGAUAAGAAGUCCAAAAAGGUACGCAUUUUCUUUUCCAAAUCAAACCAGCUUGCCUUUCGGUUUAGAAUGGCCCGUGAGAUUAAAGCCAUCAGAAAGAAGUUAGAUGCCAUCAACGCCGAUAGGCAGAAUUUUCACUUGGAAGUACGCCAGGUUGAGCCACGAGUCGGGAGAAGGGAGAGAGAUAACACUCAUUCUUUUGUACCUGCGGAAGUAGUUAUUGGGCGAGAGGAUGACAAAAAGGCUGUUAUACACCUUCUGCUGGACUCCAACGUUGAAGAGAAUGUUUCCAUCCUUCCAAUUGUUGGCAUCGGUGGAUUGGGAAAGACAACACUCGCUCAAUUCGUAUUCAAUGAUCACCAAAUCCAGAAACAUUUUGAGCUCAGAAUGUGGGCGUGUGUCUCUGAUAUCUUUGAUGUUAAAAAUAUUGUUGCAAAAGUCUUAGAAUCUGCAACCAAUGAGAAACCAGCAGACGCUGAAAUGGAUACAUUGGUGGCUAAACUUAGAGAAAAAAUCCAAGGAAAAAAAUACUUCCUAGUGUUGGAUGAUGUGUGGAAUGGUGAGCAUAGAAAAUGGUGUCGCUUGAAAGAAGUGCUGAUGGUUGGUGCAAGAGGCAGUAGAAUAGUAGUGACUACCCGCAAUGAAAUCGUUGCAAAGAUCAUCCGCCAGGAAAGUGUUGCAAGCAUUAUUGGGACAGUUGAAUCAUAUUCCUUAAAAAGUUUAGAUGAGGAUGCAUCAUGGUCUUUAUUUAAGCAGAAGGCCUUUGAGAGAGGACAAGAGCCAGAGAAUUCAAGCAUUGUCGCACUUGGGAAGGAGAUUAUAAAAAAGUGUUCAGGCGUUCCUCUGGCCAUAUCGACAAUCGGAAGUUUACUGGGCUCCAAAAAUUCAGAAGCAGAGUGGUUGUCUUUUAAGAACAAUGAACUCUUAAAAAUAUCUCAAAAUGAAACUGACCUCUUACCAACUCUGAAGUUGAGUUACGACCAUCUUCCUUCACAUUUGAAGCACUGCUUUGCUUAUUGUAGUUUGUUUCCAAAGCAUUACAAAUUUUCUUCACCAGAACUAAUUCGGCUUUGGAUAGCACAAGGGUUUGUCAAGUCUUCUGAUGAUCAAAGCCGAUGCUUGGAAGAGGUUGGUAGGGAGUAUUUUAUAGAUUUACUACAGAGAUCAUUCUUUCAAGAAGCUGAAACCUUUCUGUUUGGUGACUAUCGAUACAAAAUGCAUGACCUCAUGCAUGAUCUUGCCAUAUCAGUGGCAGGAUCGUUGAUGGCCACAUUAGGUGAUAAGGAGACAAACAUCGAUGAGAAAAAUCGUCAUCUAUCAUUGCGUGGUUACAAUAAACAUUUUUCUUCAUUGUGUGAAGCAAGUAGGAUACGUUCAUUUCUUUGCCUCGAUAACGAUGUGUAUAAGUAUAAGAUUGAUUGUGAUGCAAUUUUUUCAAGUUUCAAGUUCUUGCGCAUGUUGGAUCUGUCUAGUGGAGAUCUUGAUUAUGUGCCAAGCUCUAUCGGGGAGCUGAAGCAUUUAAGGUGUCUUGAUCUUUCUGGCAAUAAGAAUAUCAAGAAGUCACCAGAUUCUAUAACUAGGUUGCACAAUUUGCAAACAUUAAGACUCUUUUAUUGUGAGUCACUUAAAGAAUUGCCGAGAGACAUUAAAAAAUUGGUCAAUCUUAGGCAUCUUGAUAUAGAUAGCUGUGAUGGUUUGACUUAUAUGCCACAGGGAUUGGGGCAACUGAAUAAUCUUGAGAGGUUAACAGAUUUUGUGGUCCACUUGGGUUCUAACUUCAAGCACUGCAGUGGUUUACGAGAAUUGAAUGGGCUCAAUAAGCUAAGAGGAAGUUUAAAGAUUUCAAAUCUUGGACGUGGGAAAGAUGUUGCAUUAGAAUAUAAGGCUGCAAAUCUAAAGGAGAUACAAUAUCUUCAUUCUUUGAGUUUAUGCUGGAGUACUAAAGGAUAUGUCAAUGAUUGGGACGUUGUUGAUGAUGAAAUGCAAUUGGAAGGCUUCCAACCGCCCCCAAAUCUGAAACAUCUACACUUAUAUGAUUAUCCGGGUUCAAGGCUUCCGAGUUGGGUUUUUUCAUUGAGAAAUCUUGUGAGCUUGUGGCUAGUUGAUUGUCAUUCAUUAAAGUCUCUCCCCCUUCAACAUCUCACUUCCGUUCAAGACUUGAUUCUUGAGCGUUGUCUUGACCUUGAGCUAGCCAAUGAUGAGGAUGGGAUGCAAUGGCAUGGCCUUACGAGCCUCCUCUCUCUUUCCUUCAGUGGACUUCCAAAAUUGGUUUCUCUCCCCUCAGGACUUCAACAUACUACCACUCUACAAAAGCUUAGUCUUACGAAGUGUGAAAGCUUGAAGGCUAUACCAGAUUGGAUCCACAACUUCAAAUCACUUCAAUACUUAGACAUUUAUGAAUGCUCCAGUUUGACAUCACUGCCUGAAGGAAUGGGUAGGCUAACGUCUUUGAAGAGCCUAACAAUUUGGGACUGUCCCAUCUUAUUGCGAAGAUGCGAGAAUGACACUGGUGAGGAUUGGGCAAAGAUUGUUCACAUUCCAGAGUUAUACUUAGUUCUAGCACCCAUGCAUCUUUGAUCCUGAGCCUUGCUUGGGAUCUCAAGAAUGAAGGGAGGAACAUGCAGUGAAGGACGAGAAAAGUGUUUCCAUGGAAGAUGCUACAUACAUAUCUACUCAUCUGAGCUCAAAAUUUAAAAGUUGAUAGCUAUAUUUAAUUCAAUUCCUAUGCAGUUGAAAUAUGUGAAAUGAUUGGGAUGAUUGGCACAAUACGUAUACCCAUGUCGAAAGCAAUGGUGUUGAAGUCAUGGAUCCUGUUAAUCUUGUAUUUUAAAUCUUUUGUUAAUUGUGUCUGUUUUGUGAUUAGUUUUGUGACUGUUUUGAAAACAAAAGAUUGUGAUCAAUAUUGAAGGCCAUAACACUAUGUUGAAGUCAUUUGGAUCCUGUGGGUGUUGUAUCUUACUUUAUGAAUUAUGGUUCAAUUAAUCAGGUAGUAAUAUCUUUAUGAAUUAUGACA